AUGGCGCUCUUGCAGACCUCACUCAUCUGGAUCGCAUAUGCGGUGGUAGUAGUUAUCCUACUAGCAGUCGCAUCGGUGUUUAUCUAUGUCUAUCAAACGCCCCGGGAUCGCUCGCCCUCGGUUACCCUGACUUGCAUUAUUUCAAUUACUAGUCUUCUGGCAACAGUACUCUUGCUGCCAGUGGAUGUCGCUUUAGUGUCGUCGACCACAUCGUCCAAGCUGGGCCAACGAAAGGAUUGGGCAACGCAAGACGUCGUUGACAGAAUUACCCAUUCCUUGACCAUCAUCUACUAUCUUCUCUACUCUCUGGAUGCUCUCCUCUGCCUUCUGGUUAUACCUUUCACAUACUUCUGGUACGAGGAAUAUGAUGAGGUCGCGACUGAAACGGGGGAGCAAACGGUGGGCCAGCGGAUUUGGGGUGCCCUGAAAUAUACCCUAUCAUUCGUUGCUAUCGUGGUGAUCCUAUUCCUGGUUGGAUUCUUCGUUCCAGUAUCACAGGGAAAGAGUGAUAUGGACCUGGAUUACUUCAGACGCCUCCUAACCGAGAACCAUGGCGAGCGUGCCUUGACCUUUGCUCUGGGGUUGCUGAUGACGAUUGGGCUCUGUCUCUAUGUCUUAUAUACUUCGGCCGGGUUGGCUCUCCUUCCAAUCAGCUUGAUCAAGACGGCGCCAUCAAUCUCUAGUGCUACCCUGCGAGCGAGUACCAUACAACAACUGGAGACAAACCGAGAGCGGCAACGGCAACUCGAGGGGCGAUGCGCCGGAGACCCCGAGCUUCUGUCUUCCAAAGACCGUCGGGAACUGGAUACAUUGACGCGAGAAGAGAGGACCCUGAGCCGACGCCAACGUUUAGCUGAAGAAUCCCAAGGCGAAGGGCGGAGCUGGUUGAUGAAGGUAUGGUACAAGGUCGGCGCGAUCCUUCGUCCAUUCAAGCUCCUAGGGGGCAUCCUGCUGCUCUUCGUUGCAUUCAUAACAUGGGUAUCCAUGCUCUUGACGUCAAUUGACAAGGCAAAGAACUCGAUUUGCAAGCAUCGUUGUGGAUAUAUUCUUGCACGCGUCAAUAUCUUUAACCCAGUCAACUGGGCGCUUGUUCAGUCCGCCAAGGUCUUCCCCGUUGACUAUGCUAUAUUCACCGUGCUUGUGUUACUGUUUUUCUGCAGUUCCGUUGUUGGGAUUGCUGUGGUUGGAAUUCGCUUUCUUUGGAUCAGAAUCUUCCAAAUUCGCAAUGGCCACACAUCUCCCCAGGCGCUGCUUCUAGCGACUGCCAUGUUGAUGUUGAUAAUCCUGGCGCUCAAUUAUUCCAUCUCGAUGGUAGUUGCGCCUCAGUACGCCACAUUCGGUCCACAGACAUUUUGUGAUCGUGCUCCUGGGUUGUUCCUUGGGAAGCCGGAUUGCUCAGACAGCAAAGAACUCAUCAAGCCAUGCUCUGAGUUAGCGAAGAACCCUGCCGCACAGCAAGUCUGUACUCCCAGCGUCGUGAGCACUUUCCUUAAUCGGGUCACUCUAAACUAUCCGUUCUUUGGAGUCGUGUUCUUCUGGGCCCAGUUUCUUUUCCUAGGCUUGUAUCUCAUUGUUUUCGUCACUUCCCUGCUCCGCUCCCCUAAACUGGAUGAGAGGCAGCUAGAUGAAGACGCUGAGGAGGCCGAAGAGGAAGGCCUACUGGCCAAUACUGGCAGACGUUUCAAUGCCAGCUGGCAAGAUAUCACAGGUAGAGCUGCUAGGAGCGAACUCUCGCACAGCUAA
This is a messenger RNA of Penicillium arizonense, 1743 nucleotides long. RefSeq lists its product as uncharacterized. The transcript is spliced from 3 exons. The record is from RefSeq and is a predicted model, not a curated record. Gene Ontology annotation, cellular component: vacuolar membrane. Gene Ontology annotation, biological process: protein localization to vacuole. NCBI's taxonomy places the organism in Eukaryota, Fungi, Ascomycota, Eurotiomycetes, Eurotiales, Aspergillaceae. Bases 1 to 1743 code for a protein of 580 amino acids.